Messenger RNA from Labrus bergylta (ballan wrasse), 1195 nucleotides. Lineage: Eukaryota; Metazoa; Chordata; Actinopteri; Labriformes; Labridae. The record is from RefSeq and is a predicted model, not a curated record.
CUACUUAAUAAAUGACUGACUUCUUUCUCUUUUAUCUAGUCGGGGCAAAAUGGCAGAACAACCGAUCAUCACCAAGGUGUUUAAUGAUCCCAUCCAUGGUAGCAUAGAGUUACACCCACUCCUCAUCAAGAUCAUUGACACACCUCAGUUCCAGAGACUUCGAUUCAUAAAGCAGCUUAGAGGUGUCUACUUUGUUUACCCUGGAGCGUCUCACAACCGCUUUGAACACUCGAUCGGGGUGGGAUACUUAGCAGGAAAACUUGCUGAGGCUCUCAGGUCAAGGCAGCCGGAUCUCAGCAUCACUGACAGAGACGUCCUUUGUGUUCAGAUUGCUGGCCUCUGUCAUGACCUGGGUCAUGGACCCUUUUCCCAUCUGUAUGAUGGACUGUUCCUCCCCAAAGCACUGGAAAAAAAGAGGAAAUUAAAGAAAUGGAAGGUAAGAAGUUUUUAUUUCUGUUGUAAUAUGACAAAUGAAAUACAGAGGAACCGCAAAACUGAAGCACAUGUACCUUUCCCACUGGCUUGUUCUUUUGAAACAAAAUCCAGGAUGUUCUUUUUUAUUUGCCUUCUCAGGUAGAAUGUGAUUAUGCACAUUUCCAAGGAUGUUGAUCUAUUUAUUUAAUAACAAUGAAUGGUGUAGUUUGUGUUGCUAAAUGACCCUCAUUAUUCUCUUUGGUAAUAUUAUGUCAACUUUUUAUCUGACAUGUUACCGCUUUUCAGAAGCUCUAUGAGAUUUUACUAAAUGUUUAUUUUUUAACCAUUAAUCCUGGUGAUUCAGAGAUUUAGAUACAACAAACAAAGAUAAUAAUUGAAUUCAUGGUUCAUGAGAGGUAAUUCUUUAUGACAGGGACCUCUUUUAAAAGCAGAAGGGAUUUCUAGAUCUGUUUAUGUCUCUUUGUCACUCAAUAAGAGAAGAUAACCUUUAUUUAUCCUACAACGGGCAGCAAAGAGCAAGGAUAGCCAAAAAAGAGUACACAGUGCACCAUUCAAUAACAUUAGAUCAAAAGAGUGCGAUUGUUGUGUUUACAUCCAAACAAACCGGGCUAAAGGGGAAACGCCCCUUUGUUUCAGAACAACUUUUCCAAACUAUCCAGGUGUGAAAAAACAAGCAUGAUUACCUUCCCAAAAACUCUUAUGCUUAACAGUUUGACAUCGGGUUGAGUUCAGCUAGCUAAAUAACCCUGAUAAAGACUGU